Molecule: messenger RNA, 915 nt
Organism: Clarias gariepinus (North African catfish)
Lineage: Eukaryota; Metazoa; Chordata; Actinopteri; Siluriformes; Clariidae
Exons: 4
Coding region: 11-661 (216 amino acids)
Source: RefSeq, a predicted model, not a curated record
UUGUAAAGGGAUGGAGCAGACGAUCAUUGCUAAUCAAUCCAAGUGUGGAGAGAUGCAUCACCAAGACCGGUGCUGUUCUCUCUCAGACAGACAGCAGAUCUGCUGUGAUCGUUUCAGAAAUCUUAAUGGCAGAUUUGAGUAUGAUUCAUCUAGGCAGCAACAGAAGGAGGACAGCAAAGUCCCGGGGCUGAGAGAAUGUCCAGCUGUGUGUUAUUGCACAGGAGACAGUGAGCUCACCCAUGCGUACAUUCAGGAUGAGACUGAUUCCUGCUUGCGUGAUUCUGGAAGUAAUUUUGGAGAAAUGUGUCACCAUCAUCACCAUGUCCACAGUGUCCACAUGGACACAUGUGAUGGCAGAGAACUCAACCCUGAAACAUCUCAUCCUCGAAGUAUGAGUGAAGAGCCAGAACAGAGCGAAGACCCUUUAUGUCCAUGCAGGGCUGUAGAUUCAGGAUGGAGUAGCAACCAGUGGCCAUCUUUACCUCCUCCCUGUUGUCAUGUGGGAAAUGCAUUAGUGGUGGGUGUCGAAGUGGAUGUUUUAGAAGAGGUGGUCUACGAGGACACAGAAAUUGUUCAAACACAAACCAUGUUUGAUGGAUGCCUGGAAGGUCACAUGAUGGACUCCAAUUCAUGUUAUUGUGACCGAUUGUUUUUCAUGUAACUUGAACAACUUGCACUACUCUACUGUGCGUUAUUUUGCAUUAUUAUCAUAUUACUACAUGAAAGUAUUUUUACUGAAAGGUUUGUUCUUGUCAUCUACUGUAUGCAUACUUAUAAUGUCUGCAAUGUCUUUAGAAAAAAAGUGCUAUACUCAGAAUAAAAGUCAGUUUUAUUAUUCAGAGUGCAAUUAAACUUUUAGGACUUCUGAUGGCUUUGUAUUGAAACUACUAAAGCACUGAUUGUCAUUUACCUCAA